AUGACAUUAGUGAAGAAAAUUCUGAAUAUUCUGAGAGAUCAUUGCACACCGAUUCUGCUGAGACCCAAGAAGUUUCGGGAUAUGAAUAAGGAACAGAGGAAUGAGGCGAUCAGAGACGCCACCUUCAGAAUCAUAUCCUUCCUCCUCCUCCCAUUCAUCUCUGCGAUGCUUUUCUCGUUUGCAGUGUCGAUACUCUCCGGAAUGCUAAUCAACGAGAUUAUCACUAAAGCUCUCGGGUCUUAUGAAUCCCAAAAAUCCUUACGUCGUGGAUGUGUGGUGCUCAGCGGGUCAACUGUUCUUGGUGCAUCUCUUCUAUUCUGUCUUAAUUACCUAAUUCCAGCAAUUUAUCGAUUUUUUGGCUCUUUUAUUGGAUUAGCCUGA
This is a messenger RNA of Caenorhabditis remanei, 381 nucleotides long. RefSeq lists its product as uncharacterized. Bases 1 to 381 code for a protein of 126 amino acids. NCBI's taxonomy places the organism in Eukaryota, Metazoa, Nematoda, Chromadorea, Rhabditida, Rhabditidae. The transcript has 4 exons. The record is from RefSeq and is a predicted model, not a curated record.